Molecule: messenger RNA, 2229 nt
Organism: Glycine soja
Lineage: Eukaryota; Viridiplantae; Streptophyta; Magnoliopsida; Fabales; Fabaceae
Product: NEDD8-activating enzyme E1 regulatory subunit AXR1-like
Exons: 15
Coding region: 300-1871 (523 amino acids)
Biological process (GO): protein neddylation
Cellular component (GO): cytoplasm
Molecular function (GO): NEDD8 activating enzyme activity
Source: RefSeq, a predicted model, not a curated record
AGGUGUUGAAAAAAUGUGCUGGGUGGAGGAAGUAAAUUCCCUUAAUCCAUAGUCCUUGCCUGCCGGAAAAGAAAAAAAAAAAAAGUGAUCCAGGAAUCUGAAUAUCUGAUGAAUGCGACACCGCACGACGUCGUCUCUUGAACUGGUGGCGUCAAGUUUUCCCCUUUUCUUUUCCCUCGACAGACCAAACUGAAACUGAUGCACACAACACAGCGUUCGCAGUAAGCAAAGCAAUAAAUAGCGAAUAAGUGAAAAAAAAAGAGAGAGAGAAGAAAAGAACGCAGAAACUGAACUCAACAAUGGCAGAACCCAAGGUUAAAUACGAUCGCCAACUCAGAAUAUGGGGCGAACAAGGACAGGCAGCCCUUGAGAAAUCUAGUAUUUGCUUACUUAACUGUGGUCCUACUGGUUCUGAAACACUUAAGAAUCUUGUUCUUGGUGGGGUUGGAAGUAUUACUGUAGUCGACGGAUCUAAAGUUGAAGUGGGUGACCUCGGAAACAAUUUUUUGGUGGAUGAAGCAAGUCUUGGGAAGUCAAAGGCAAAAUGUGUAUGCUCAUUUCUUCAAGAGCUGAAUGAUGCAGUUAAAGCAAAAUUUGUAGAAGAGUCUCCAGAAACAUUGAUUGAGACAAAUCCAUCAUUCUUUUCUCAAUUUACUUUGGUUGUUGCCACUCAGCUUGUGGAAAAUUCAAUGAUAAAGCUUGACCGAAUCUGCAGGGAGGCGAAUGUUAUGUUGAUCUUUGCUCGCUCUUAUGGCCUUACAGGGUUUGUUCGAAUUAGUGUGAAGGAGCAUGCUGUGAUUGAGUCAAAGCCUGACCAUUUUUUGGAUGAUCUCCGGUUAAAUAAUCCUUGGCCUGAACUCAAGAGAUUUGCAGAUGACAUUGACUUGAAUGUGCAAGAUCCUGUAGCUCAUAAACACAUACCAUAUGUUGUCAUUCUUGUCAAGAUGGCUGAUGAGUGGGCCAAAAGCCAUGGAGGAAGGCUCCCAUCAACCAGAGAAGAAAAAAAGGAGUUCAAGGAGCUUCUUAAGGCUGGGAUGGUUGCACAAGAUGAAGAUAAUUAUAAAGAAGCUAUUGAUUCAGCAUUCAAAGUAUUUGCUCCCCGAGGAAUAAGUUUGGAGUCGCAACAGAUACUAAAUGAUAGUUCUGCUGAAGUGGACUCUAAUUCUUCAGAUUUUUGGGUGUUGGUGACAGCUCUUAAGGAUUUCAUUGCAAAUGAAGGUGGUGGGGAUGCACCCCUUGAAGGAUCUAUACCAGACAUGACUUCUUCUACUGAGCAAUAUGUGAAUUUGCAGAAUAUCUAUCACGCUAAAGCUGAGGCUGACUUUCUUGUAAUAGAAUGUCUAGUGAGAAGUACUUUGAAGAAGAUUGGUAGAGAUUCAAAUAGCAUUUCAAAGUCAACAAUUAAAAGCUUCUGUAAAAAUGCAAGAAAACUCAAAGUUUGCAGGUACCGUCUAAUUGAAGAUGAGUUUAAUUCUCCAAACCUACCCGAGUUACAGAAGUACCUAACUGAUGAAGAUUACAGCAUUGCUGUGGGGAUUUAUAUUUUGCUUCGUGCUGUUGACCGGUUUGCUGCUAAUUACAACAGCUUUCCAGGACAGUUUGACAGUGCAAUGGAUGAGGAUAUACCUCGAUUAAAAAGCACAGCAAUUGGCCUACUUAAUGACUUGGGAUGCAAUGGAGCCACUUUGGCUGAGGACCUUAUAAAUGAGAUGUGUCGAUUUGGUGCAGCAGAGCUUCAUGCUGUUGCUGCUUUGGUUGGAGGAAUUGCAUCGCAAGAAGUGAUCAAGCUCAUAACAAGGCAAUUUGUACCUAUGUCCGGAACCUACAUAUUCAACGGCAUUGACCACAAGUCACAGCUUUUGUCACUGUAACUGCUCGUACCAUGAUUUCUAUUGGAAGAAUCAAGGGCUUGAUGGAGCAAGAGCAAUCUUCUAUUAUGGCUUCCUUUAAUCCUAUGCAAACGACCGAGGCAUUUUUGCUCGUUUGGUGGACAAAAGUGGAUUCUUGUUUUAUACACAAAUUUUGUAACUACGGACACUGGUUUCAGACAGAAACAGCAUCAAGAGGAAAAGAGACAUUUGCAAAAUUUGUAGAGUCCAUCUUAUUUAAUGAAUUCUACGUUUAUAUGUAAUCUAACCUCUAAAGUAUCUUUUUUAUCCGCAUCGGUAAAUAUAAUUGCAGGGAAAUCGCAUUAUCAUGCACAAUACGAGCCAAAUUUUUAUAUUGAUC